This is a messenger RNA of Solanum lycopersicum (tomato), 1469 nucleotides long. RefSeq names its product 36.4 kDa proline-rich protein (gene TPRP-F1). Lineage: Eukaryota; Viridiplantae; Streptophyta; Magnoliopsida; Solanales; Solanaceae. The record is from RefSeq and is marked validated.
GUGUUAAAGAGCUAGUGCCAUAGUGUACCAUUCUAUUGGUAGCAUUUGGCAAGAGUUAUUCCCUCUCUCCAUACCAAUGGAGAAGUUUAAUCUUGCUAGAGUCUUAUUGUUGCUUCUUCAACUUGGAACUUUGUUCAUUGCCCAUGCAUGUCCUUAUUGUCCAUAUCCUCCUUCCACCCCAAAACACCCAAAAUUGCCUCCUAAGGUGAAACCACCCUCUACACAACCUCCACAUGUGAAACCACCUUCUACCCCUAAACACCCUAAAGAUCCUCCACAUGUGAAGCCACCUUCUACCCCUAAACAACCACCAUAUGUGAAACCACCUACUACCCCUAAACACCCUCCACAUGUUAAACCACCUUCCACCCCUAAACACCCUAAACACCCCCCACAAAAACCAUGCCCUCCUCCAUCUCAUCAUGGUCCUAAGCCACCAAUUGUAAAACCUCCACAUGUACCAAGACCUCCUAUAGUGCAUCCUCCUCCCAUUGUCUCUCCACCUUCCACACCUAAACCACCAAAAACACCACCAUUCACUCCAAAACCACCAUCACCAAUACCACCUAUUGUUUCACCCCCUAUUGUUUAUCCACCAAUCACUCCAACACCACCUAUUGUCCAUCCACCAGUCACUCCAAAACCACCAUCACCAACACCUCCUAUUGUUUCACCCCCCAUUGUUUAUCCACCAAUCACUCCAACACCACCUGUUGUGUCACCUCCAAUCAUUCCAACACCACCUAUUGUCUCUCCACCUUUUGUCCCCAAUCCUCCCGUGGUAAUACCACCACCCUACGUGCCAAGUCCUCCGGUUGUUACUCCACCCAUAGUUCCAACACCCCCUACACCAUGCCCACCACCACCACCACCACCAGCAAUAAUACCAUCACCACCAGCACAACCAACUUGCCCCAUUGAUGCUCUCAAGCUAGGUGCUUGUGUGGACGUGUUAGGAGGACUAAUCCACAUUGGAAUCGGUGGAAGUGCUAAGCAAACAUGUUGUCCACUUCUAGGAGGACUAGUAGACUUGGAUGCAGCCAUUUGUCUUUGCACAACUAUUAGACUCAAGCUCUUAAACAUAAACAUCAUUCUUCCCAUUGCUCUACAGGUUCUUAUUGAUGAUUGUGGCAAGUAUCCACCCAAAGACUUCAAGUGUCCUUCAACCUAAAUCAAGGAUAUUAAACAGGACAUUUGACUGAUACUGCCGCAUUGUCAUAGUUGAAGGCACAAUAAAUGUGUGAAAGUUCAAUUUCCAUUUUAUCAUGGCAAUAAAUUGAGAAAACAAAGGAGGGAUAUUAAUUAAGCUUUAAUUUGGCGUGUUUAAUUAGCUUUUGAUUAAUGUACUGAAUGUUGUAUUUACAUUAUUGUUUUAGGGAAAUACUAAUGGUAUUUAGUAUAGUGGAGUAUGAAUGCUGAUUUGAUUGUAUGAACACGAAUGAAUGAGGAAAAAAUCACCUAAUUUAUCA